This is a messenger RNA of Mya arenaria, 420 nucleotides long. RefSeq names its product perlucin-like protein. NCBI's taxonomy places the organism in Eukaryota, Metazoa, Mollusca, Bivalvia, Myida, Myidae. The coding region runs from base 1 to 420 and encodes 139 amino acids. The record is from RefSeq and is a predicted model, not a curated record. The transcript is spliced from 2 exons.
AUGUCAGAAAAGAGUUGGAAGGUCUAUGUUAACAAGGAUGCAGGGUGUGAGGAGGGUUGGCAUUCCUACAAAAAUUCCAGCUACUUUUAUUCGACUGAAGAUUUGACUUGGUACGAUGCCCGAGAUAGCAGUCUUGAAAUGGGAGCCACAUUAGCUGUUAUCACGGAUGAGGCAGAGGAUGAUUUUGUUGGGGACCUUAUUGGAGGAUCUUACUACACCUGGCUUGGAGCGACGGACGAAGACCUGGAAGGCUCGUGGCGUUGGGUUACAGGGGCUGAGUUGAAAUUUUCGCCCUGGUUUAAUGUUUUGGAUGACAAUACAAGAAACUGUCUUAUCCGACGUAGCGUCUUCGGAUGGAUCCAUGCUACUUGUGACUUUACAACUUCUUAUUUGUGUGAAGGGGUAAACAGUUGUGCAUAA